Messenger RNA from Drosophila novamexicana, 2600 nucleotides. RefSeq names its product nucleolar MIF4G domain-containing protein 1 homolog. Gene Ontology annotation, biological process: ribosomal small subunit biogenesis. Gene Ontology annotation, cellular component: nucleolus. The record is from RefSeq and is a predicted model, not a curated record. The transcript has 2 exons. Gene Ontology annotation, molecular function: protein binding; RNA binding. NCBI's taxonomy places the organism in Eukaryota, Metazoa, Arthropoda, Insecta, Diptera, Drosophilidae. The coding region runs from base 21 to 2558 and encodes 845 amino acids.
UGGAAGUUCAAUUUGUUGACAUGGUGAAACUGAAAAAGAAAGCAGCGCACGCACCAAAGAAGCCGCUCAGCCGCAAGGAGCAGCGCAAGCUGAAACAGGAGACAAAGAAGAACAACAAGAGAAUCUACCAUGCGGACAAAACAAAUGGAGCGCAGCGCGUAGCAGAGGCAGCAGCGGCUGCGGCUUUAGCAGCGACACAGACAAGCAAAAAGAAGAAAAAACCAAAAAAGAAGCAGCUGAAGCCCGAGGACAUGCCUCGAGAAGAGCUGCUGGCGGGCGAAGUGAAUGAGGAUGAUGAUGAAUCUAUAGCCUCCGAUUUUAGUGAUGCGGAGGUGAAUGCUCGCCUGCCAUCAGAACGUAAAGUGGAAACAUACGAGCCCCUGGGCAAGAAGCCCAGGAAACACGCCGGGAUACAGCGAGCCGACGAAGUGGAAGUACGCAAGCGUGAGCUGCGCCAGCAAAAGGAGCUGCUUAGCAAAUCGCGCAAGCAGCGAAUGAAGCAACUGAAGUUAGAAAACGUGGAGGAGGAUAAGGAAAUCGCCAAGCUGGAAAAAAAGUUGAAGCUAAACAAGAGCAAGGACAAGAAUCGUCUGGUUCGAAAAAUGUUCAACGACGGAUUGGACUAUCUGCUCGACUUUGUGCUUGACGAUGAGGAGGAGAAACAAAAAUGGGAUGAAAAGCAGCGUCGGAAAAAGGAACUUAAGGAGCAACAGGAAAAGGAGGAAGCAGACAUGUGGAGCGAAGAGGAUGAACCAAUGUCAGAGGCAGACAGCGAUGUGGACGAAAACGAAGUGUCGUCGGAUCAAAGUGACAUGGAAGAGGACGAAGACGAUGAUAAAUUAGAAUCCAAUAGUGAAAGCGAGCACAGCACAGAACAAACGAAAUACAAGGAGGACAUUUAUGGUCGUCGUCGCGAUGCCGAUGGCAAUAUUGUGCCCGAUAAUGCCGAGGUGGAGUCAAAAGGUUCCGGCCAGAAAUACAUACCACCACAUCAACGGGCGCUACUCGCUCCCAGCGAAGGUUCCAAUGCCCAACAGGCGGAGCAACUGGCGCGCUUGCAAAAACAAUGCAAGGGUUUGCUCAAUCGACUGUCCGAGGCGAAUCUUCAUAAGAUUUCUAGUGGCAUCGAGACGCUCUACAUGAAGAAUUCCCGAUAUAACAUGAACGAGACGCUGACAAAACUCCUACAGGAGGCGCUGCUGGGACGUGCUCGCGCCAACGAGCGCAUGGUUCAGGAGCAUAUGGUACUGUUGGCUUUUCUGCACGCGCACAUUGGCAGCGAGAUCGGCGCGCAUUUCCUGCAAACCUUCGUUGAACAGUUUGAUGGCUAUGUAAAGGAGAUAAACGCACUGGAAGUGGAGGAUAAGCGUCUGAACAAUCUGGUUCUAAUCCUGUGUUACAUGUACAUCUUUAAGAUCUACGAGCAGCGAUUAUUGCUAGAGCUGAUUGCGCGACUUGCGGGCAGCCUGUGCGAGAAAUCAGUUGAAUGCCUGUUGCUGAUUUUCCAAACGGUUGGAUUUCGUCUGCGCAAAGAUGAUCCCCUGGCCUUUAAGAAUAUGAUGCAAAACGUGCAGUCGCAAAUUGCUGCAUCUCCGCUAGAGUUAAAGGAGAAUCCGCGUCUGCGUUUCAUGGUAGACAUUCUGAACGCUGUGAAAAACAACAACAUGAGCAAGUUGCCGCAGUAUGAUCCUGAACUGGCGGAGACGCUCCGCAAGCGCCUUAAGGGAAUGCUCAGAAAUGAACGUUAUGUUGUUACGCUGAAUAUCACCUUGGAAGAUCUGCUGCGUGCCGAUAAGCUAGGCAAAUGGUGGAUUGUUGGCUCAGCAUGGGCGGGCAAUCUGGCCGAGAUGGGCACCGCUCAGGCGGAGGAACAGAAACAGCGCCAGCAACCAGGAAGUGAGCGCUACUCGGAAAAGCUAUUAGAGCUGGCCAAGAAACAGCAUAUGAACACCGCCGAGCGACGUAACAUAUUUUGCAUUAUCAUGAGCGCCGCCGACUAUGUAGAUGCAUUCGAAAAAAUUCUUCAUCUGUCACUGAAAGAUCAGCGAACUGUUGCCUAUGUGAUUAUACAUUGUGCACUCAAUGAGCGCCGGGCGAAUCCAUACUAUGCGCAUCUGGCAUUGAAAUUCUGUCAGUAUAAUCGCAAAUUUCAGCUGGCCUUUCAAUUUGCCAGCUGGGAUCGCAUCAAUGACAUUGAAACGCUGUCGAAAAUUCAAAUACGCAACUUUGCUAGCUUCCUACAGCAGCUAAUACUAGCCUCGGGUCUUCAGUUGUCUGUGCUGAAGGUUGUAGACUUUAUGCAAUUGCACAAACUUAGUUUCUAUUUUAUGCGCGAAAUUAUGACACGUCUGCUGCUGUCCAACGAGGAGAGUCAACUCUACCAGGCGUUUGAGCGCAUUGCGAAGAACUCCAAGCUGCAGCAGUUCAAGCAAAGCAUCCGCUUGUUUAUGCAGCAUUUUAUGCUUGAGAAACUGGAGGAGCACAAGGAAGAGCAGCAGCAGCUGCUCCGACAACGCAUUGAGCAUCUGGACAAGCUAUUGGCAUAUGUGGAUUUAUAAAUAACAUGUUUUUUCUUUUGUUUAUUAAACCCUAAAUAUUAA